AUGACAAAGCAAGAGUGGAAAAACACAAUGGCUGUUACAGAGUUCAUCCUCCUGGGAUUUGGGAAUGGCCCUGAGUUGGAUUGUCUUCUGUUCCUGAUGUUUCUGUUAAUCUAUGUUGUGACCAUAACAGGAAACAUCUGCAUCAUCGUGCUGAUGGUGGCUAAUCAGCACCUUCACACCCCAAUGUACUUCUUCCUGGGCAAUUUGGCCUGCUUGGAAAUCUGCUACAGCUCAAAUAUCUUGCCAAGGAUGUUGCUUGGCUAUCUGGGUGGUGACAGACGCAUUUCAGUCAACGGGUGCUUUACGAAGUACUAUUUCUUUGGUUGCUUGGCAGCCGCAGAGUGCUAUCUUCUGGCAGCAAUGUCCUACUAUAGGUACCUCGUGAUGUGCAAACCCUUGCACUACCUCUCCCAUAUGAAUGGCAAGCUCUGCUUCCAGCUGGGUGCCUCAUCUUGGAUAAGUGGCUUUCUGUCUAAUUCUAUACUGACAUUCCUCAUCUCGAGUUUAGAUUUCUGUGGGCCUAAUGAAAUUGAACAUUUUUUCUGUGACUCAUUCCCAAUGAUAAAACUUUCCUGCAGUGAUGUUCACGUGGCAGGACUUGCCACUUCUGUUGUGGCAGGUGUGUGCUCACUGCCUCCCUUUCUGUUUACCUUCUCAUCCUACCUCUACAUCAUCAUCACAGUCAUGAGAAUUCCUUCUGCCACUGAAAGGAAAAAAGCCCUUUCCACUUGCUCCUCACUUCUUAUUGUGGUGAUUCUUUUUUACUGGUCAAUAAUAACUGUCUACGUCCUUCCCCAUCAUGAUACCCAAAUAUCCCCCAACAAAGUCUUCUUGGUUUUUUAUACCACUCUCACUCCCUUGGUCAAUCCUCUCGUCUGCAGUCUGAGAAACAAAGAGGUCAAGGAAGCUCUGCGAAAACAGACAUGUAAAUUGCUGGCUUUCAGAGGACUGCUUCCCGUUAAAUAAAAAGGGGGUAACAAUCCU
Messenger RNA from Egretta garzetta (little egret), 984 nucleotides. Its product is annotated as olfactory receptor 476-like. Lineage: Eukaryota; Metazoa; Chordata; Aves; Pelecaniformes; Ardeidae. Gene Ontology annotation, molecular function: G protein-coupled receptor activity; olfactory receptor activity. Gene Ontology annotation, biological process: G protein-coupled receptor signaling pathway. The coding region runs from base 1 to 966 and encodes 321 amino acids. Gene Ontology annotation, cellular component: membrane. The record is from RefSeq and is a predicted model, not a curated record. The transcript has a single exon.